Messenger RNA from Cuscuta campestris, 1374 nucleotides. The record is from the annotation of a GenBank genome assembly. Lineage: Eukaryota; Viridiplantae; Streptophyta; Magnoliopsida; Solanales; Convolvulaceae.
CUCCUCCUCAAGGACUCGUAUUUUCGGGGUCUCGGAUUCUGGGUGUCUCCCGAUAUUCCUCCUCAAGAGCCGUCGGGAGACACAACUUCCUCUUGGGUUCCUCCUUUCAGGAGCACUCGACUCCGUCGGCGAUCUUCUCGAAGAGAUCCUUCUCCGGAGGAGGACACCGAGGGCGAAGAAGUAGGGUCCGCGACGGGGACCCUAUCUCUGGCGCUUGCUGACCAACCUCCCCUUUCGGAAGAGGUGGUGGUUGAGGACGUCUCCGAAGAUGAUGGCCUCUACGACUUCCCUCUGGGGACCCUGAGGGUGUCCGGCCUUAUCCCCGGCGUCCCUCACACUCCUCUCUUUGGCAGGGGAACUUCUUCUUCGGCUCAGCCCAUGGGCCCACUAGGUUUCCACCCCCAAACCAGUGGGCCCUUUCCGACAGGGCGCGCCACUGGUUUGCAAGGGUCCCUUGAGCCGCCUCACGUUCAGGCCGAUUAUGUUGCCACUUCCUCUGCUCAGCGCCAUUCCCUUCGCUUAUUGGAUUGCAAUGCUGCUUUAUCAAAGGAGCUGCGGGAUUUCAAAUCUCGGCACUCUAUUUGCGUUGAGCGUCCGGAAUAUGAUCGGGUUUUGUCCGAGAACGACUGGAUCCACUCGGACCGUGAGCGGCUUGCGGCCAAGGUCGGGCAACGUGACCUAAACCGGAUUCACGAUGCCAAGGAGAUAGAAUUCCUAAGGAGGGACUUGGAGCGGCAGGUCAGAGAGCGUGAGUUGCAAGUUCGAGAGGAAGCAGAACUUCACCGAAGGAGAUCAGAGGAGGAGCUGGAGCGAACGUGGCGUCGUCGAUCCGAGGAGGAAGCGAGGAAGGCGGCGGAAGAGGUCGAGCAGAGGUGGCACCUCCAACAUGAAGAAACAGAACGUCAACUUUCUCAACGGGUCAACGAGCUAAACCUGACCCUUAUGGAGGAGAGGCGUUCAGCUCGGAGUUCCCUUGAUGAGGCCCGCCGCUCGCUCGAGAACGAGCGUCUCACAUAUGAGGGACAUAUGGCUCAGAUGGAGGCGGAUCGCAUUUCAGACUAUGGCCAGGGUUUCUAUCGUGGAGCGACCCGUGUCAGUAGAGGACAACUGGAGAUGCUGAAGAAUCCAUCCAAGGCACUACUUGACAAAGGGAAUGAUCCCCUUCACAAGGCGACAAGGCAGCUUGAGGACGAAACCAGUCACCUCGCACCACAUCGGCAGCAUGCCCCCACGUGGGCGCACGUGGUCCUGUCCCCUUAGCCUAGUAUAAAUACUCAUGUAAACCUCAGAAAGAGGGAUCCGAAUUCACUCUCUCUAAAUUCCCUUGUAAAAGCACCCGUGCAUUCUCCGUUAUAAUAUAAAGUGGGCUACAGG